Messenger RNA from Exserohilum turcica Et28A, 1290 nucleotides. RefSeq lists its product as uncharacterized. Gene Ontology annotation, molecular function: GTPase activity; GTP binding. Gene Ontology annotation, cellular component: endosome. The coding region runs from base 109 to 1110 and encodes 333 amino acids. Lineage: Eukaryota; Fungi; Ascomycota; Dothideomycetes; Pleosporales; Pleosporaceae. Gene Ontology annotation, biological process: regulation of endocytosis. The transcript is spliced from 4 exons. The record is from RefSeq and is a predicted model, not a curated record.
UUUCUCCUCACGAUCCGGGAGUGCUUGCGACACGUAUGCGACGGUGAUCUCUGCCACUUUUUUCGCCUACAAAGCCUGCGACGCCCGCUACGCAGCCCGCCCGUCAACAUGGGGAGGAAUCGUGCCGUGUCCAACGCCUCGACGCGGAGCAGUGAGCCGCCUUUACAAGAGCUGGGGAGCAUGUAUGACUACCUAGCCAAGGUGAUACUGCUGGGUCCCAGUGGUGCGGGCAAAUCAUGCCUCCUGCAUCGCUUUGUCAAGUCUGAGUGGCGCGUGCUGUCGAGCCAGACUAUCGGUGUAGAAUUCUCGUCCAAAAUCGUCCACAUUGCCGACCGCCGCCGCUCUCCCUCGUCGUCGGCAUCGCGAAAACGAAUGAAGCUGCAGCUCUGGGAUACGGCCGGUACAGAGCGCUUCCGCUCCGUGUCGCGCUCCUACUAUCGCGGGGCCGCGGGCGCAAUACUGGUCUAUGACGUGAGCAGUUGGCGGAGCUUCGAGCAAUUGCAGACGUUUCUCAACGAUGCACGGGCGCUGGCUGGACCAGACCUGACCAUUAUACUUGCAGGGAACAAGAGCGAUGUGGAGAACGAGGGGGAGCCUGUGGGCGUGGCUGGCAGUCAUGGCGCAAGCGGUGGCGGGGGGUAUGCCAGUUAUGGGAGUACACCGAGUUCAGAGAGUGGACUGCCGCCGCCGACACCGUCGUCACACUCUAGUCGAGCCAGUCUCAACGCAAAUCUCCAUGCUUCGUACACGAUAGCCCCGGAGGGCCGCGAGGUCCCGACCGAGACGGCGUCGCGAUGGGCGGGCCAGAAUGGAAUACCGGUUGCUGUAGAAGUGUCUGCUCUCAAUGGAGAGAAUGUGGACGAGCUGUUCAACAGGCUGGCGAGGAUGAUCUUGGCCAAGAUUGAGCUGGGCGAGAUCGACCCCGACGAUCCCGCGAGCGGUAUACAGUAUGGCGAUUUGGGCUGGGACGAUGGUGGCGGGAGUGUCAAGAGUGGGUUUGGCGACGAUGGCGUUAGAUAUCGCCGGAGAGGGAAGAAACCUGGCGGCCUGGGUGAGUGGGAAGAAGUGUUUAGGCUCGGGGGGAGCAGGCGCAAAAGAGGAUGUUGUUAAUGAGGGCCGAGAAACACACAAGACUACAGGGUACGACGGCCAUGGCAUCUGAUGGAUCUAGAUAUUUCGUUGUGUGUUUGAUUGAAGUUUAGAGUCCGGCGUGUUUCUUGCAGUUAGUAGUAGGAGGAGGAGCUCUCGUUACACGGCAGACACAGCAUGUGUGGUUCUUUUUUUCUUCUU